CAAUCGCCAAGCAACAAAGCUACAGCCCUAUAUCGGCAGUUGCAACAUCCCAGCGCGGGGGUUCGACUGCGUAAUUACGAGCGUCGUUGAGCCGAGUUUGCAACCAUGAUGCUGUCAGGCCGCACCUGCAAUUGCGCCUUCAGUGCUCGUCGAACUAGCCUCCAACGCGGAGCGCUCGCUUUCCAAUCGGCGCGGCUGGUACCUCAACGGCCGCCGGCCACUUGCCGUCGCGCAUCGUUUGUGCCCAGCGCCAUCUUCAUGCCAACAGAGGUGGAACAGAAGACCGGCACCACUUCCAACAACGGCAAUGUCACACCCUUGGAGGCUCGGACUGUCCCUUCCGAGCGCGCGCUGACCAUCUGGCGCUCCGCCGACGCCGUCUGCUUCGACGUAGACUGCACCAUCACCGUCAACGACGGCCUGGACCUGCUGGCCGAGUUCAUGGGCGUCAAGGAGGAGGUGGAGGCGCUCACCAACAAGGCUAUGGACGGCACCAUGUCUCUGACGCGCUCUCUGGAGGAGCGCCUCAACCUGAUCAACUGCUCGCCAGACGACAUCCGCCGCUUCAUCAAGGCCUACCCGCCCCAGUCCCGCCUGGCGCCCGGCAUCAAGGAGCUGAUCAACGCGCUCCAGAAGCGCGGCGUGGCGGUGUACCUCAUCAGCGGCGGCUUCCGCGAGCUGCUGCUGCCCAUCGCGGCGCACCUGGGCAUCCCCAAGGACCGCGUCUUCGCCAACCGCAUGCACUGGCAGUGGGACGAUGAGACCGGCAUGCCCACCAAGCUGGGCAGUGACGCCAAACAGCAGCAGGUCGGCUUUGACACGUCCGAGCCCACGGCCCGCAACCAGGGCAAGCCCGAGGCCAUCGCGCGCAUCCGCGAGAACAACCCCUACAACACCGUGGUCAUGAUCGGCGACGGCAUCACCGACCUGGAGGCGGUGCAGACCAGCGGCGGCGCCGACUUGUUCAUCGGCAGCGGCGUGGUGGUGGAGCGCGAGGCCGUGGUGGCGGAAGCCGAGUGGUAUGUGUACGACUACAAGGCACUUGUGUCGGCCCUGUCCCGUUACAAGGUGGCCGUGCUGGGCAGCGGCGCCUGGGCGUGUGCGGCGGUGCGCAUGAUCGCGCAGAACACCAGCCAGGACGACCCCGAGGACGAGUUUGACGACGACGUCCGCAUGUGGGUGCACCAGGGCGGCGAGCUGGUCGACACGAUCAACAGCACGCACGAGAACCCGGCCUACUUCCCCGGCAUCCCCCUGGGCCCCAACGUCAUCGCCACCGGCAACCUGGCGGAGGCAGUGGCGGACGCCGACCUGCUGGUGUUCUGCGCGCCGCACCAGUACAUCCGCGGCAUUUGCAAGCAGCUCAUGGGCAAGGUCAAGCCGGGCGCCGCCGCCAUCAGCCUGACCAAGGGCAUGCGCGUCACGCCCGAGGGCCCCGAGCUCAUCAGCCAGAUCGUGCGCCGCACCCUGGGCGUGGACUGCUCCGUGCUCAUGGGCGGUAACAUCGCCGAGGACGUGGGUCGCGAGCAGCUGUCUGAGGCCGUGAUCGGCUACUACAACCUGGAGCACGCCCAGCGCUUCAAGAAGCUCUUCCGGCGCCCCUACUUCCGCGUGACGCUGCUGCCCGACCCGGUGGGUGCUGAGCUGUGCGGUACGCUCAAGAACAUCGUGGCCCUGGGUGUGGGCAUGGUGGACGGCAUGGGGAUGGGACCCAACUCCAAGGCCGCAGUUAUCCGCCAGGGCCUGCUUGAGAUGCGUGACUUCUGCCAGGCCCUGUACCCCUCCGUCCGCGACGACACCUUCCUCGAGUGCUGCGGCGUGGGCGACCUGGUCGCCACCUGCAUCGGCGGCCGUCACCGCCGCGUGGCCGAGGCCUGGACGCGCUCCGCAAUUGAGAGCGCCGUGGCCGGCGAGGGCAACGGUGCCGGCCGCAGCUGGGCUGAGCUGGAGAAGGAGCUGCUGCAGGGCCAGAAGCUGCAGGGCGUGCUGACCAGCAACGAGGUGCAGCAGAUCCUGAGGACCCGCGGCUGGGAGAGCAAGUACCCGCUGUUCACCACCAUCAACCGCAUCGUCAACGGCCACCUGCCGCCGCACCUGGUGGUCGACUACCUGGAGGGCGCCAAGGCCGAUAUCGCCGUUGACGUCGAGGAGGACAUUGUGCCCCUGCCGCGCCAGCCCGCCUCCGCCAUGGCCCGCCUAUUCGGCCAGCUGGUCGGCGGAAUCAUGCAGCAGGGAGGAGCAGCCGCCGGCGCCGCCGCCAGCGCCGCCGCAGGCGCCGCCGCGGGCGCUGCCAGCAACAGCGUGUAAAGACGUUCCUUGUGGUAAUGGGUGCUGUGAUAUCGCGCGCGAGGGAGGGGCGCCGAGCUGCGUACGUAAGCGUCUGUCUUCGCAAUGUUUGUACGUGCAGAGCUGGGCGGGGUGCUUGGACGGAGUUGGCAUGGCAUGGCGUGGGCCGGUGUACACAACCGUUAUUUGUUUUUGUAUUUGUGGUCAAUCGGCUCUGGCGCGAGCAGCACUAAGUGAACAGAUGUAUUGGCAUGCUGUGCCACCUAUCUAUCUGUGAGCUAAGGGCCCGCGGGUGCUUUGCAACCGCGUGUUUUUUCCCUGGUAGCAUAGAUCGACAUGUGUGUGUGUGUGUGUGUGUGUUUGUGACUGUGUGUCUGUUUUUUUAUCGGGCGCCGUCGCGCCGUGUACUCGACUGUGCAGCCAGCGUUGCCCAGGAUUGACUUGCUUAGGUGUGCGCAGCGUAGUGUCACCGAUGAGCAGGAGCAGUGGCAGGCCGUUUGAAAGUGCCCUGCUUUGGGGAUGUCAUCUAUCCCUUAGGAUAGAAACGAUCCCGUGAGGAAUCUCGUAUGUGGUCUAUAUCCACUGCGCGGGCAUUCUGCGCGUGUCGCCCUGUACCUGAUAAUGGAAGUGUGGAGGUGUGUCAUGGGUGCAAGAGAAGACCCAGACCCAUAAACACACAAUUGUGCUGAACUGUUUGUUGCCGCGAACUGUAGCUGUACUAUAAGUAGGCGAGUGUGUUGCGGCAAAGUCCAGAUGCAACUGAGAAACAGUGAUAGCUGCAUGCGCCGCUUUGUGGUGGCAUGGCGUGGCCAUUGAACAAGGGAGCGUUGGGAAAGGGACAGCGCACAGCCUGGAGAUGUUGCGUCCAUAAUCGACCAGUGCGCCUUGUGGGCUGGAUGGCAUGAGCAUGAAAGAUGGAGCGGCACACUGCCACAACAGGUGCCAAUGUAAUAAUACACCUGA
Molecule: messenger RNA, 3249 nt
Organism: Chlamydomonas reinhardtii
Lineage: Eukaryota; Viridiplantae; Chlorophyta; Chlorophyceae; Chlamydomonadales; Chlamydomonadaceae
Exons: 16
Coding region: 259-2307 (682 amino acids)
Biological process (GO): glycerol-3-phosphate catabolic process; carbohydrate metabolic process
Cellular component (GO): glycerol-3-phosphate dehydrogenase (FAD) complex; cytosol
Molecular function (GO): glycerol-3-phosphate dehydrogenase [NAD(P)+] activity; NAD binding; protein homodimerization activity
Source: RefSeq, a predicted model, not a curated record